Messenger RNA from Dibothriocephalus latus, 582 nucleotides. The record is from the annotation of a GenBank genome assembly. Lineage: Eukaryota; Metazoa; Platyhelminthes; Cestoda; Diphyllobothriidea; Diphyllobothriidae.
CUGCCACAACUAAUCACUGCCGCAGACGGAAUUAUCAUAUCCAGAACUGAUCUUGGUCUUCAAUACAGUUCGGAAAAGAUAUUUAAACUACAAAAGCAUGUCAUCGGACUCUGCAACGUGGCCGCGAAGCCCGUUUUUGUUAUCGGGCAGCUGAUAGAAUCAAUGCGCACGAAGCCUCGUCCAACCCGCGCUGAGACUUCGGAUGUAGCGAAUGCAGUACUUGACGGUGUGGAUGGCAUUAUACUCAGUGUGGAAACUUCACGAGGCGUCUUCCCCUUGGAAACUCUGAGCACCGUUGAUCGGGUGUGCCGAGAGGCUGAACGAGCUGUCUGUCACGAGACAUUCAGGGCCGAGCUGAAACAAUCCCGCACCCUCCGCGGCGUCGACCAAACAGAUGUCACGUCUAUUACCGCUCUCUCAGCUGUUGAGGCAGCCGCCAGCUGUGGUGCCACUGCCAUCUUCGUGAUUACCACAUCUGGAAAUCUUCUCGUUUUUUUCCUUCCCGGUGCACGCUUCUUUAUUCCCUCGUCCUGUUUUAUCCCCACCCAGGUCUGCCAUCGCGACUUCCACGGCAAAGCCUAA